GUAAAAUUAAUUUUUUUUGCCUUUUGAUAUGCAAAUUAAUGAAUAGAUAACUGGUAUCAAUGGAGAUGUUAAAAUAUAACAUCAAAAUGAUGGUGGAAUUUUGCAGAUAUUUGGUUGACUCAUCUUCAGUUCAUUGUCCCAAUUAUCUAUUAAAUCCACCAAUAAUCAAUCGAAAUAUUUCAGCACACCAAAUAAAAAUUCUUUAACUUUGAAAGAUGUAUGUACUCAAACAAGAACUUGUGCAAUUGGUGAUGAAGAAAAUGAACUGUAAGUAGCAUGUAACUUGGCGUGUCAAUGCCCAGUUACAUAUAGCAUGACCAUUCAGAAAAUUGGAACCUACCAAGGAUCGAAGCCUUAGGCUACCGCCUAAGACGCGUAAUACUUUGAGCUGCAGGUUUUCCAGUCCUUAAUAUAUGUACAUGCAUUCAUUACCAUAUCUAUCUGUUAAAACUCUAAAUGCAAGUCUAACCAACGAAUGAAGUCACUUAAUUUUUACCUCCAUAAGCUCUACAGAUCCCAAAAUUUCAACAAUAUAAAAAUUUCUUGCCAUCUGAAUCAUUCUCUAACCCAAAGCAUUCCACCUUUGUUGAUUUCAGGGUCGAGUAAGGAGUCAGUCGAUCCCAAAACAUUACCAACUCAGUUAUCUAAUUGCACCAAUUUAAAACAACUAAACCAAAUUUAUGCUCAUAUAAUUCGAACCCAUUUCCUUGAAUUAUACCCUUUUUCAUUCCAUUACAAUGUUGUCAUCAGAUCAUACACUAGGCUAGAGUCACCUGUUAAGGCACUACAUGUUUACGUUGCCAUGUCUCAUGCUGGUGUCACGCCAGAUGAAUAUACAAUUCCAAUUGUUCUGAAAGCCGCGAGCCAAAAUUUCGAUUAUGUGUUGGGAAAACAAAUUCAUGGGAUUUCAGUUAAACUUGGGUUGGAAACUAAUAUGCAUUGUGAAAGUGGCUUUAUUAGUUUGUAUUUCAAGGUGAGCAAACAUGAAGAUGCACUUAAAGUAUUUGAGAAAAGUACUGACAGAAAGCUGGGAUCUUGUAAUGCUGUUAUAGGAGGGUUAUCGCAGGGCGGACGUGCUAAGAAAGCGGUAGUGAUGUUUAUUGGAAUGAUGAGAAAUGGGAUUCGGCCUGAUGAUAUCACUAUGGUUAGCUUGACAUCAGCUUGUGGAAGUUUAGGUGAUUUAAAUUUGGCCCUCCAAUUGCACAAGUGUGUUUUCCAGGCAAAAAUUGAGGAAAAGUCGGAUAUUCUAACGAUGAAUUCGCUCAUUGAUAUGUAUGGAAAGUGUGGCCGGAUGGACUUAGCUUCUAAGGUGUUUACAAGAAUGAAGGUGAAGAAUGUGUCGUCAUGGACGUCAAUGAUUGUCGGUUAUGCGUCACAUGGACAUGUGGGAGACGCGCUAGAGUGCUUCCGUUGUAUGAGAGAAUUUGGGGUAAGGCCUAACUACGUGACAUUCGUUGGGGUACUAACAGCGUGUGUGCACGGUGGGACAGUCGAAGAUGGAAAUUAUUAUUUUGACAUGAUGAAAAAUGUAUACGGGAUUAUGCCUGUGCUACAACACUACGGGUGCAUGGUGGAUUUGUUUGGUCGGGCCGGAAUGCUGGACAAGGCCAAGGAGAUGGUGGAAAAUAUGCCGAUGAAAGCGAAUGUUGUGAUAUGGGGGUGUUUGAUGGGUGCCUGCGAGAAGUAUGGUAAUGUAAAGAUGGGGGAGUGGGUGGCUAAUCACUUGAUAGAGUUGGAACCUUGGAAUGAUGGAGUAUAUGUGGUUUUGUCAAAUAUUUAUGCAAGUAAUGGUAUGUGGAAAGAAGUAGAGGGGAUUAGAGAGAUUAUGAAGUACAGAAAACUUGCUAAGCUUCCUUCUUAUAGCUUGCCAGGAGUUGAAUCUGGAAACCAUUAAGUUCGUGAGAAGUCGUUUGGUUUACAGUGUAUCCAAACUGGAUUAUUUCUUACUGCAAGUAAUACUUCAUUGUUCAUUCCCUGAGAGUUACACUUG
Olea europaea var. sylvestris is the source of this 1990-nucleotide messenger RNA. Its product is annotated as pentatricopeptide repeat-containing protein At1g77170, mitochondrial. The record is from RefSeq and is a predicted model, not a curated record. Gene Ontology annotation, molecular function: RNA binding; protein binding. Gene Ontology annotation, biological process: RNA modification. The coding region runs from base 476 to 1894 and encodes 472 amino acids. The transcript has a single exon. Lineage: Eukaryota; Viridiplantae; Streptophyta; Magnoliopsida; Lamiales; Oleaceae.